Messenger RNA from Vitis riparia (riverbank grape), 417 nucleotides. Its product is annotated as plasma membrane ATPase 2-like. Gene Ontology annotation, biological process: proton transmembrane transport; regulation of intracellular pH. The record is from RefSeq and is a predicted model, not a curated record. Lineage: Eukaryota; Viridiplantae; Streptophyta; Magnoliopsida; Vitales; Vitaceae. Gene Ontology annotation, cellular component: plasma membrane. The transcript is spliced from 2 exons. The coding region runs from base 1 to 417 and encodes 138 amino acids. Gene Ontology annotation, molecular function: P-type proton-exporting transporter activity.
AUGUGCUCUUGCUCGCUGCAAGAGCUUCUGGGACUGAAAAUCAUAGAUGCCAUUGAUGCUACCAUUGUCGGGAUGUUCGCUGACUUGAAAGAGGCCCGAGCUGAUAUCAGAGAAGUGCCCUUUCUUCCUUUCAGUCCAGGGGACAAGAAGGCUGCUUUGAACAACAUUGAUGCUGAUGGCAAGCAUGACAGUGCAGAAACCAUCCGCAAAGUUCUCAAACUUGGAGUCAAUGUCAAGAUGAUUGCUGAUGACCAACUUGCCAUUAUCGAGGAGAUGGGUUACAGGCUUAGAAUGGGAACAAACAUGCAUUCUUCUGCUUCUUUACUUGGUCAGUACAAGGACGCCUCCAUAGCUGCACUCCCAGUGGGAGAGACAAGGAAGGAGGUGGAUUUAGUACUUCAAAAAUGGAAGAUUUAG